Monodelphis domestica (gray short-tailed opossum) is the source of this 14983-nucleotide messenger RNA. The record is from RefSeq and is a predicted model, not a curated record. NCBI's taxonomy places the organism in Eukaryota, Metazoa, Chordata, Mammalia, Didelphimorphia, Didelphidae.
GAAAGCAAGGAAUCACAGAAUCUCAGAUGUGGAACUAUAGAGGCCAUUUAGUCAUAUAUCUUCAGGAAACCCCUAUACAUUAUUCAGCUUUGUUUGGAAACCUCUAGUGAGGAGAUACCUAUUUCCCAAGAAAAGACAUUAUACUUUGGAUAACUAUUCUGGAAGCUCUUCUUUAUAUCAGAGUCUAAUUUUGCUUUUGCAGCACUUACCCAUUUCUUUUCUUCAGGACUUUUGGAGACAAGCAAAACAUAUUCUUGAAGGUAACUGUUAUAUGUGUCCUCUCUGCCCACCUUCUACUCUUUAGCUGUGCAUUCCUACAACUGGACUACUUUGAACACACUCCAGCUUUUCAAUGUUCUUCUAAGAACAUUAUGGUGCUCAGAACCAAAUGCUAUUCCAGAUAUUGUCUCACUAGGGCUGUAUGUAGUAGGACUCCUAACACCCCUUGUUUUGGGUAUUAUGCUUCUCUUAAUUCAUUCAACAAUAUAAGAUUGCAUUAGCUUUUUUGACUGCCAGGACAUAUUGUUGAACAACAUUGAGUUAGCAGAACACUAAAAUCUGUAGAAUAAUGUUUGUGUAAUUUUAAUGAAGUAGCAAAUAUAUCUACUUAAAUAGGUAGACAAAGGGGGAACCAGGAAUACCUUAUAUGGUAUUGUAAAUGUAAUUUAGCAUAGAUUCAGUUUGAAAUAUUUUCUAUCGUCUGGGAUGUCUGCUGAAAACAUCUUUCUUGAUCUCUUAAUUCUGAAUUUAAAAAGUACCCUAAUUAAGAGUCAGCAAUUAUUAAAAAUCCUAAUGUAUGGAGGCCAGAGACGGGAGGUCCUAGGUUCAAAUGUGACCUCAUAUACUUCCUAGCUGUGUGAUCCUGGGCAAGUCACUUAACUCCAUUGCUAGCCCAUACCACUCUUCUACCUUAGAACAAAUGCACAGUAUUGAUUAUAAGGCAGAAGGUAAGGGAUUAAAAAAAAAAAAGAAUCCUAAUGUAUGCAGAAUAAUACUUUGAGGAGGUAUUAAGGCAUACAUAACAUUUAUAUAAAAAAACUUGUUAUAUGAAAAAUUAAUCUUUUUGGAAGAGGGAAAGAAGUUUUUAGAAUUUUAAAGUUAGUCAAAAUUUAUUAAGUGCUUAUUGUGGCAGACACUGAGCUAAGUGCUGUGAAUAAAAAGAAAGUUAAAAGACAGCCCCUGUGAUUGGGAUGAUCACAGUUGAAUGGAGGAAGGUGGAAGAAAAAAGUAUGUAUAAAGCAACUGCUAUGUGCCAGGCACUUUACAAAUAUGUCAUUUGAUUCUAAAACAACCUUCAAGGUAGGUGAUGUUGCCCCUAUUUUGCAGCUGAGAAAACUGAGGCAAGUUACAAUUUACAUAGCUAGUAAGUGCCUAAGACUGGAUUUGAACUUUGGUUUUCCUGACUCCAGACCCAACACUAACCUGCCUUGGUAGGGGAAGCAACAAGCAGACAACUGUGUAUAAACAAGCUAUUUACAGGAUAAAUCAGAAAAUAUCAGCAGAGGAAAGGCACUAGAGGAGAGAACAGGAAAGGCUUCCUGUAGAAGGUGGGAUGUUAGCUGGGACUUACAGGAAGUCAGCAUAGUUGAGGGCGCAGAAAUGAGGGGGGACAGCAUUCCAGGUGUGUAAAAGUUCCUGGAGUUCUAAUAAUCAGAAGGAUCAUCUGGUCUAGCUCCCAUAUUUUAUAGAUGACGAAGCUGAGGCUUUGUGGGGGUCAGGAGCUAAACAUUUUUAUAAUCAGUUUUAAUGUUUAACUGGUUUAUAACCAGUUUUCACUUGUUCUGUUUGGGCAAUGUUGCUGAUGUGUUCAGAGCUAAUUGAGAUUCAUCUGGAAUUAAUUCAAGGAAGUAAUUCUUGAACAGCAUUUUGAAAGGAAGGGAAGAAAAUAAUUUGGAAGGUGGCAGAAAAUUAUCCAGGGAGAAGGAAGAACAUGAAUAAAAGUCAUGGGGGGACAUGGUAUGUAUGUUUACUUACUAGCAUGAAUGGCUAGUAAGGAAGAUAAAGCAAGAUAAAUAUGAGUGCUAAUUUUUUAAUAUCUUUGAGGAUCAAAUUGGGUGUUUUAAGUUGAUUGAAAGUAAUGAAGAGCCUGAGAAAGCCUUUGAGAAAAGGGGAAGAGCAGUUAUAGCAACAGAAUGACAAUGGAAGAGAAUGAAGUUUCAGCAGAUUCAUGUACAGGAUAGAUUGGAAGGUGGAAGCUGUAGUUGACAAGUGUUUAUUAAAUAUAUAAAAUCUAUCUUCUUGAUUAAUCAGAAAUACUUCAUGUAGUUUACCUAUUUCAGGAAGGUACAUGAGGCUAUGAAAGAGACAGUAGAUAGACUUAAAGAGAGAAGUUAACCUGGAGAGAAGAAGUUGACUUUUAAAUUAGGACAUAAACAUUGAUAUUUAGUUCCUAAAUGAUACACAAUAUUAGGUAGUAUAUACACAUUCUGGAGGAGGAAUGAAAUUAUUUGUCCCAUAUCCUUUUUGAUUUGGUAAGUUUCAUUUUUCAGAGCAUUUACAACAAUAUACCAUCACAUUUUUUUCUUUUGGAAGAACAGUUGAGUAAAUCAACAUGAUAGAGUGAUUGCCUCUGUUUGUACAUUUAAUCUUACAUUUUUGUAAUUUGCCCUUUGUUAAAAUAAAGGUUGUGUGCCUUAACUUUGUCUUCUUCCUGCAUCCUUUCUCUGUUUAUAUUGUUUAUUACCAUUACUAUUUAAACCCUAACUUUCUGUCUUAGUAACAACUCAAGACACAGAGGUGUAAGGACUAUGCAGAUGGGGGUAAAGUGACUUGUCCAGGGUCAGUCAAUUAGGAAGUGUCUGAGUCUAGAUUUGAAUCCAGAUUCUUCUAAUUCUAGGCCUGGCACUAUUUCCACUGUGCCAUCUACAUGCCUUGUUUAUAUUCAUCAUGAUGAUAAUUUUAAAAACUCUUAACCUUCUGUCUUAGAAUUAAUACUAGGUAUUGCUUCCACAGCAGAAAAGUGGUAAGAACUAGGCAGUAGGGGUUAAUUGAUUGUCCAGGGGCAUACAUCUAGGAAGUGUUUGAGGCCAGAUUUGACUCUAGGCCUGACUCACAAUUGACUGAGCCAUGUCCCCUGUCCCACAUUGAUUAGUAAGAGAAAAUGCCCUUUAAUUUUGAGAAUAGUAUACUAUUGUCUCUCAAUGGUGACUUUAUUUACAUUGUUGGAGUAAUUGAACAUAUUCUUUUUAUUUUGCAUUUAUUUUGUCACUUAACAUGAGUCUUCCCGUGUUUCUCUGAUUUCAUUAAUUCUCUUCUUCCAACAAGAUACUCCUUACUGUCUCCAGAUUUUUUAGGAUAAUACUCAUUAUAUUAAAAAUACUAGAGUUUUUUCAGCCAUUUUCUAGUUGUUAUGAACAGAUUUUCAAUCAUCACAAUUAAUGCUGCUAUGAAUAUUUUUGUUUAUGUCGGUCUUUUCUUGUUGUCAACAAUCUUAGGCAAUUACAUUCCUGGGAGUUGUCUUUUGGGGAUUUAGUGUAGAGGGUGUUCUGUAGACUCUUUCAAUGCAUAUUUUGUUCCCUUGUUCUAGAAUCUCUGGGUAGUUUUCUUUGAUGAUAUAAUAUAUUAUGAUAUCAAGAUUACUGUUUAUUUCUGGCUUUUCUGGUAGACCAAAUGAUUCUCAGAUUGUCUCUCCUUCCUCUGUUUCCAGGUCUGUCACCUUGUCAGUGAGAUAUUUUAUGUUAUCUUCUAAUUCUUUAGUCUUUUGACUUUGCUUUAUUAAUUCUUACUCUUUUGCAAGAUCAUUGUCUUCCAGUUGCCUGAUUCUGACCUUUAAAGACUGGUUUUCCUUUUCAGUUUGGUCUGACCUGUUUUUUGAGGCUUUGAGCUGUUUCUGCAUUUGCAUAUUUUGGUCCCUCAGAUUGCUGAUUUCCUUUUUGCAUUGUUUCCCAUUUUUCUUGCCAGAAGGCUUCCAUCUUUUUGAUAAUUUCCAAUUUAAAUUCUUCAAGAGCUUGUGGAGAAUUUCCAUUUCUUAUGGAAGGUUUUGGAACAUUUGUUUGUGUUUCCUCUUCUAUCCUCUGAAUUUUGCAUUUUUGCUCCAUAAAAUGUGUCCAAAGUCACCCCCUUCUUGCUUUUCUUGGUGUUUGGAGGCUGUUGCACUUCUGCACUGUUUUGCCAUCUCUAUGGUUUUUCCUCCCCUUUCCAGUCAGAAAUCUGAGUGAGGAGGGCUGGCUCUCAGUGUGUGCUUCUGAUGAUCCGAGGCUUUAGCCUCAGGCAAAUUGUCCAUUCUCCGCAGCUGCGUUGUCUUCCUGGGGAAGCCCAGGGUCUGCCCUUCCCUGCUUGCCGGCCGGUGUUUCAGGUGUUACUGCUCUCAGUUAUCUCCAGCUGCUUCUCUGCUGCCUUACUUCCACACUCUGAGCCUGGCACAGCACUGUCCACAAGGUACCCCAGUGCCUUUGCCUGCCCUGAGGUUCCUGUCCUUUAGGGAGGUCCUGCACUCUAGGGGUGGAGGGGUCCUGGCCUCCCUGAGCUCUGAGGACUCCUGAUGGGAUUAGGUUCAACUGGGUUGGUCUGGAUGUGCCCUGAGCAAAAACCUCCGGUGAGACUCCGAUGGAAGGACCCAGCCACAGGGCUAUAGGCUCCCCCCGGCUCUCUCAGGCUGCUUCCCUGCUGUCUGUGUUGGACGCCCUGAGCCUGGCCCAGGUUGCUUUCAAGGUGCACCCUUCAGAACAGCACCUUUGCCAGCCCUGAGGUUCCCGCUGCUGCUGGGGGCUCAGUGCUCAGGAUUAGGGGGGAGGGCUCCUGGGACCUUCCUUCUGCCUUCCCCUUAGACCCCAGUGUUCUAGGACUCUGGCUUUUGGGGGGUGUACCUUUUGAUUUGAGUCCAGAAAGAGGGUUCCCCGGCUCUGUCCUAUUGUUGAGUUUGAAUUUCAGUCCCCUAGGAGCACUCAGUUUGUGAUUGGUAAGGAAGGGUUUUCAGAGGUCUGAACUUUUGCUGCUUCUAAGCCGCCAUCUUGACUGGAAGUCCCCAUCAAUAAUCUUAGGAUAUAGGACCAGUACUAAAAUCUUUGAGUCCAAGAGUAGAAAGUCUGGCAUAAUUUCAAAUUUUCUAGAAUUGUUGAAUGAUUCAGUUAAUUGCAUUAUAUUUAACUUUAUUUUUUAAUUUUUAAAAGAUAAGCUUUUGUUUUACAUUCACCCAGGUAUCUUCUCACUUCCCCUAUUCAGUGAGACUCUCUUUUUACAAAGAUGAAAAAAGAAAAAGAGAAAGUAUUUGGCAGUAUAUGUAGUAUUUCAUAUCUAUAUUCUCCUAGUUCUGCAGUGAAAGGAGGGUACUGAUUUCUAGAUCUACAUAUCUUUUAAACCAUCUAAUUUCUAGUCCCACAUUAACAACUUCAUUCUGGGGAUUUUGAACUGAGUGUCCCAUAGUUAUCUCAAAAUCAGCUUGUCUAGAAUAGAACUCAUCUAUACUCCAAAUCUGACCCUUCAUCCUAGUGCCCCUAUUCUAUCCAGGGUACUAUCAUCCUUCUAGUCACCUAGGAAUAUGACUCAUCAUAAGAGUCAGAUUUGGAGCUAGGAGCAACCCUAGAAGCCAUGUAGUCCACUAUUACUUUACAACUGAAGAAAUAGAGACCUGGAGAAGUUGUAAGGUCAUACAUUUAAGUGACCAACUUGAAUUUUGAACUCGGGUCCUUUGACUUCAAAUACAACAUGCUUUCUAGUCUACCUUGAUGCCAUAUAGUUACCAAAUUUUAUUGAUUUCCAACUCUCCCAAUGUGGUUCCCAUCCUACUCUUGGGCACUCCUCUCAUAUCUUACUCGAACUGUUUCAGUAGUCUAAUUGUGUUGGUCAUCUUUGUUUUCCAGCUCUCCUCUCUCCAAUUCACAUUCUCCCCACUAUUGCUAAAAUGAUACUCUUAAAGCACAGGCAUCUAUCACUGUAUUAUUGCUCAAUAAACUUUAACAGUGCUGUGGUACCUGCAGGAUAAAAUGCAGAUUCCUAUAUUUGGCAUUUAAAGCCCUCACCUUGUCUCUAACCUACAUUUCUACCUUUUAAAUAUAUUAUUUACUUAAACAUGCUCUUCAUUUUAUUUUAUUUUUUUCUCUGAAAAAUUUUAAUUAAUUAAGAAUAUUUUUCCAUGGUUACAUGAUUCAUACCCUCCCCCCCUCCAUAGCCAACAAGCAAUUCCACUGGGUUUUACAAAAUACUUUUCAUUUUAGCUAAACUUGUUCUUGCUCUUCCUCCAACAAUAUACUCCUUACUGUCUCCUGUUUCUGUAUCUUUAUAACAACCUGUUCCUGAAGUUUGGAAUUCAUUGCCUUCUUACCACUACCUCUUUAGAAGCUCUUAAUUUCCUCAGCUGAAAUGCAAACUCUUGUAUAAAGCCUUUCCCUUAUUCUCUCAUUGGCUAGUACUAGUACCUUCUCACCCUUAAAAUUUUUUUUUUAACUCUUAUUUUCUGUCUUAGAAUGGAUAUUAUGUAUUCAUUCCAAGGCUGAAGAGUGGUAAAGACUACGCAUUUGGGGUUAAGUGACUUGCUCAGGGUCACAUAGCUGGGAAGUGUUUGAGGUCGUAUUUAAAUUCAGGGUCUUCCAUGUCCUGGUUUGGCUUUCUGUCCAAUGAGCCACCUCGCUGCCCCUCCACCAUGCAAAUUUUCUUGCAUUUAUUUUGCAUAUAUUUUUGGCAUUCUUAUUCCUUAUAGGAUGUCAUCUUCUUGAUGGUAGGGACUGUUUCAUUUUUGUCUUUGUAUCUCCAAUGCCUAGAAUAUCUGCUGUGGAGAUAGUGAUUAUUACUAUUAUUAAAGUGCAUUUUCUUACUUAGACCAUUAUAAUUAUCACCAUACUCAUUUUUGUUUUUCUUUUUUUUAUUGUUUUUAGUUUACAUGUUGUUCUGGUUCUGCUUGUUUCAGUCAAUAAGUCUUCCCUUGUGUCUCAGAAUUUUUCGUGUUUAUUGUGUUCCAUUUUGUUUUUUAAAAAACCUCAGUUGUCUUACUUGUUUCUCUGAUUAAUGGAUACCUAUUUAUAUGCAGUACUUUGUUACCACAAAAAAAGAUUCUGUUUUAACUUUGAACAAGUUAGUAUGAUCAUUGUCCUUUGCAUUUGAUCUGAGUUUUCUUGCCUUUUAAUGUGUUAAUUUAUGUAGUAUAUGUUGUUCUUUGACACUGCUUUCUUUAUUCUGCAUCACUUCAUUCAAAUCUUCUCAUAUUUCUUUUGUAUUUCUAAUUUGUUGAAUGUGAUGACACUGACAUUCCAUAAAAAUUGUAUGCCACAAUUUGUAGUCAUUCCCCAAUUGCUGGGCAUGUCGCUUGUUUUAGUUGUUAUACAUAGUGGGGCUAUAAAUGUUUUUGUUGUUCUUGUCUAUAACUUCCUUGUGUUGUAAGCCUAAUCUUGGAGUCGCUGGAUCAGAAUGCUUGUCUAUAAAAAUAUGGAUACCAUAAUCUAUUUCUGGCACAUUUUGCAAUUGACUUUUUUUUUUAAAUAACCUUUACCUUCCGUCUUGGAACCAAUACUGUGUAUUGGUUCCAAGGCAGAAGAGUGGUAAGGGCUAGGCAAUGGGGGUUAAGUGACUUGCUCAGGGUCACACAGCUGGGAAGUGUCUGAGUCCAGAUUUGAACCUAGGACCUCCCGUCUCUAGGCCUGGCUCUCAAUCCACUGAGCUACCCAGCUGCCCCCUGCAAUUGACUUUUAAUUGUGUUUUGGUAUUGACAGGAUCAUUGGUUUGGAGUUGAAAGGGACCUCAGAGGCCAUCUAGUUCAAACCCUUAUUUUACACAUGAUGAAAUUGAGAUCCAGAGAGGUUCAGUGACUUCUCUGUUAUCACACAGAUAGUGUCAGUCUGAAGAUAGUGAAUGUAAAAAUAGCUGAUGAGGAGAGAUUAUAACUUUUCUGUAAGUUGCAGAUGAAAAAACAUUUUUUUAGCUUCAACAGUUGUAAUCAAAUUUAGUGGGGUUUUUUGGGUAAUUUUUGUUAAAUAAGGAAAAUUUUUUUCCAAGUAUUUUCUUUUACAUUUUUUAGCAGACUUUAAAACCAAAGAUGGCUGCAGAAGUCUAUUAUUAUCAGUUUUAUAUUCAAUGCUAGUAGGUACUACGAUACUAAAGUUAAUUAAAGAAAAAAUUUUCCUUGCUUUCAUGGAAUUAUUUAAAACAAAUACAAGAUUUUACAUGUUUUAUGAGCAUGGUCAGAGAAGGUAACAUGAGAAGUUAGAUAUAAAAGAAUACGAAGAGGUAGGUGGGAAAAUAAUGGAAAAUAUGGAGUUCAAAGGAAAGAACAGCGAUUCAUUUGGAGCCAUUGGAUAGAGAGUUAGAGGUUGAUUAGAGAUUAUGUUCCUUAUUUUUAGAGGAAGGAAGAGAAAAGACCAGGGAACAAAGUAUAAUUAGUUCUCAGUUAUUUAAGGUGUGCAUAUACUACUUGUGGGUCAUAUCCCUGUUUCUUGCAUAUUGGUCAUCUAAAUCAUUUCCCAGUCAUUUAAGAUGUAACUUAAAUCAGUUGAUCUUGUUAUUUUGUUGAAACCAUUGGAAGAUUUAGUGCAUGAAGAGAGAAGAACUAUUUGCUAAAUACAGCUUAUGAGUUGCAUUUUGUCUUCGCUCACUCACAUCUUGUGUUUUCUCCUCUAGUCCUUAACACUAGCAGUAGGCAACUUUGCCCUAAUUGAUAUAUGUUUUCAUCAUCUUUUUCACUGGUGUGUAGAUAUGUUUUUCUUCUCAAAAUGGAAAUGUAGUAGCAUUUGUUUUGUGGAUAUAUUGAAUUUACUGAAAAGUUCUGAGAAAAUACUUUUGAGCUUCCAAAGUUAUUGUUUUUUUUAAACCCUUACCUUUCAUCUCGGAAUCAAUACUGUGUAUUGGUUCCAAGGCAGAAGAGUGGUAAGGGCUAGGCCAUGAGGGUCAAGUGACUUGUCCAGGGUCACAUAGCUGGGAAGUGUCUGAGGCCAGAUUUGAACCUAGGAACUCCUAUAUCUAGACCUGGUUUUCAAUCCACUGAGCUACCCAGCUGACUCCCCAAAGUUAUUCUUAAUGAUGGAAUUAAUAUUUAUUACAUUAGAAACUUCAAAAGAUUCUAAUUUUUUAAAUUUAGUUCUGGAUGAGACAAGAAUCUAGAAAGUCUCUGGGGCUUUGAGGCUUAAUCUAUUUUCUUAAUUAAAUUCCAACUUAGUUGACAAAGAGCUUCAUUUUGAAUAGAAUUUACCUCACAAAGUCACGGCCAUCAAAUAUUUUACUAUAGUUGGUAACCAUAAAGAAUUAUAUAUAUGCCAAUUAUUCAUUUUGUUGCUAGAGGAGGCAACAGGUGCUGACAGACUUGCAUUCCCUUGAGGAACGUCAUGACUCCAGACCAGCCACUUAAAUCUCUUAUAGGAGAUCAAGACUUUGUAAUGAUUCAUAAUGCAUAAGAGGGGGAAAGAAAUAGUGGCUUUGAUGUACUCUACCAUAAUAUGAAACAUGGACAGAUAUCAACAAAAGAACUUGCAGAUUUUGUAAGAGAAAGGGCUACAAUAGAAGAGGCAUAUUCAAGGUCAAUGACAAAACUAGCAAAAUCAGCAAGCAAUUAUACACAGCUUGGAACAUUUGCACCUGUGUGGGAUGUUUUUAAGUCAUCAACAGAAAAAUUAGCGAGCUGUCACUUGGAGCUUGUUAGAAAAUUACAAGAACUAAUAAAGGAAGUACAGAAGUAUGGAGAAGAGCAAGUAAAAUCUCACAAAAAGACUAAGGAAGAAGUUGCAGGAACUCUAGAAGCUGUACAAAAUAUUCAGAGUAUAACUCAGGCCCUCCAAAAAUCCAAGGAAAAUUACAAUGCCAAGUGCCUAGAACAAGAACGUUUGAAAAAAGAAGGAGCUACACAGAGAGAAAUAGAAAAGGCAGCUAUUAAGUCUAAGAAAGCUACAGAUACGUAUAAACUGUAUGUGGAAAAGUAUGCAACAGCCAAAUCUGAUUUCGAACAGAAAAUGACAGAAACAGCACAGAAAUUUCAAGAUAUUGAAGAGACUCAUCUCAUUCAUAUAAAAGAGAUUAUUAAGUCCUUGUCAAACGCUAUACAGGAAAUUCAUUUGCAGAUAGGCCUGAUACAUGAAGAAUUUAUGAACAACAUGGCAAACACCACAGUGGAAGGUUUGAUACAGAAAUUUGCUGAGUCAAAAGGCACUGGGAAGGAAAGACCUGGCCUUAUUGAAUUUGAAGAAUGUGAUGCUGCUAGUGUAGUUGAAGGGAUAAAGCCAAGAAAAAGAAAGACUUUCGCUUUGCCAGGAAUAAUUAAGAAGGAAAAGGAUGCAGAAUCAGUGGAAUGUCCAGAUGCAGAUUCAGUUAACAUUCCUGAUGUAGAUGAGGAAGGCUAUAGUAUUAAACCAGAAGCAAAUCAGAAUGAUACCAAAGAGAACCAUUUCUACUCAUCCAGUGAUUCUGAUUCUGAAGAUGAAGAACCAAAGAAGUACCGCAUAGAAAUCAAGCCUGUGCAUCCCAACAAUUCUCAUCAUACAAUGGCUUCUUUGGAUGAAUUGAAAGUUUCCAUUGGAAACAUAAGUCUUUCACCAGCAGUAUCAAGGCACAGUCCAGUACAAAUGAACAGGAAUUCAUCUAGUGAAGAGUUAACAAAAUCAAAACUUUCUGCUCCACCCAAUGAGAAAGGGAACAGUGACUUACUUGCAUGGGACCCAUUGUUUGGACCAUCUCUUGAUGCCUCUAACUCAACAUCAGUGACAUCAGAGUAUUUCACCUUUACCUCAGCUAUCCUUAAAGAGCAGAAUAGGAACUCUUCUUCCUUUUCCAUUGGUUUGCCUGAGUGUAUAAUAGCUGAAUCUUUACUUGGAUAUGAGUCAGAUUCUGGGGCCAGGAGCAUAUCACCAGACUUUUCCAUUAACUCACUGUGCAACCCUGAUGUAACCACCUCAUCAGAAAGCACAGAUGUGUUUUCUUUUGCUUCCUGGUCACAAAGUCAGUGGAUUUCCUUUACUGAUGAACUUGUUACAGUAAAACACCCAAAUGCAGAUCAGAAGGCAUUCCAGAGAUUGCGUUGUAAAACCGAAAAUCUCUUCAAGUUCCCUGAUACUUUGCCUGGGAGAUCUUCCAACAUCGGUUCUUCUGAGGAUCAAAGUAACCUUUGCUCUAAUGUUAUAUGUCCUGAAAUAUUACUGACUGAAGAGACUGAGAGUGCUGCUGAAAAGUCUUCCACAUCAUCUUCAGUACCUCUGGACUCUAGUUUAGUCUCUACAUUUGCUCAGAUAAAUGAUGCCAGGCCUACAACUCCUCUUUCUACAGGCACCAUUGUCCCACCUCCAAGACCUACUUCUAGACCAAAACUUACUUCAAGCAAGCUCAGUGGCAUUAAUGAAAUACCCAGACCAUUCAGCCCACCAGUGACUUCUAAUACCAGUCCACCUCCUGCAGCUCCUUUAGCAAGAGCGGAAAGUACCUCCUCCAUAUCCUCAUCUGCUUCACUCAGUGCAGCAAAUACACCAACAAUAGGUGUUUCACGUGGUCCCAGCCCAGUCAGCCUUGGAAAUCAGGACACCUUACCUGUUGCAGUAGCCCUUACUGAAUCGGUUAAUGCUUAUUUUAAAGGAGCAGAUCCCACCAAGUGUAUUGUAAAGAUCACUGGUGACAUGACAGUGUCAUUUCCAAGUGGAAUUAUUAAAGUCUUCACUAGCAAUCCCUCUCCAGCUGUACUCUGCUUCAGGGUUAAAAAUACAAGCAAAUUAGAGCAAAUUCUUCCAAAUGCACAACUUGUAUUCAGUGAUCCAUCACAAUGCGACUCCAGUGCAAAAGAUUUUUGGAUGAACAUGCAAGCCGUCACUCUCUACCUCAAAAAACUAGCUGAGCAAAAUCCAUCUGCUUCCUAUUAUAAUGUGGAUGUGUUAAAAUAUCAGGUAUCAUCAAAUGGUAUCCAGUCAACUCCUUUGAACCUUGCUACUUACUGGAAAUGUAAUGCCAGCACUACAGAUGUUCGAGUGGAUUAUAAGUACAACCCAGAGGCUAUGAUUGCACCAAGUGUACUUUCCAACAUACAGGUGGUGGUACCAGUGGAUGGAGGUGUCACAAACAUGCAGUCACUUCCCCCUGCAGCAUGGAAUGCAGAACAAAUGAAAGCUUAUUGGAAGUUGUCAUGCAUUUCAGAAAAAUCAGAAAAUGGAGGUUCUGGAUCUCUCAGAGCAAAAUUUGAUCUUUCUGAAGGACCCAGUAAACCCAUGACGCUUGCAGUUCAAUUCAUUAGUGAGGGAAGCACCUUAUCAGGUGCUGACAUUGAGCUUGUAGGCACUGGCUAUAGACUUUCCUUAUUAAAGAAACGAUUUGCUACUGGUAAGUUGAGAGAUUUUUGUCAUUUUAAAUCACUGAGUAAAUAUGUGUUUGCUAGCUGUUUUUAAAGACUUCAUAUAAAUUAAAAUCAGAAGAUAAAAAAAGUUUUAAAGUGUUUAAUAUCUCAGAUCAUUGGUUUAAGAUUGAAAUGUUCCUGAGGUACCAAAUAGAAGCACAUGUGAAAAUGAUUCUUCAUGCUCAGUAAAAUACUCAUUUUAGGUUAAACCAUCUUCUGGUGUCUGCAUUGACAGACGUGAACUUGAACUCAGUAUCUUUGACAAUGCAGAAAUUUCCUUUUUGGGGGGUGUAAUGCUGUGGGAAUCCUAAUUGUGAGAGCUAUUUGUAUUUUCAGGACGCUACCUAGCAGAUUGCUGAUGCCCCUGUGAAAAUUGUUGGAUCAAGGGAGUACAGACCUGCUCUUCUGCAUUGAUUGUACCUUCCAAACACUAUCAUAACAUGUAUUCAAUAUCUCUUUAUCUCUGACCUACUUUGGAGCUGACUACAAAACCUAAAAAUGCACUUUUAAAGUAAGUCAUUUAAAAGGAAUAGCACUGAAGUGAUCUUCAACACUGUAAAUGAUCAAUAUUCAGGAAAUACAUUUAUUCAAAUAUGUAGUGAAAUGAAAUUAAUAUAGGCUGAAAGUCAAAAAUAACUAAUCGCUGUACUAGAAAAAAAUAUGUUAUGGCAUAAACAUCAUCAAAUUUAAGAACUAAAGGAGAGCAAGCACAGAAUGUUUUUAGCUUUCCAGACAUUUUAAAUUCCAAGGUAGUUUUGCAGGUUCACCUGUUUGAUGUUGGAUGCAAGCAGAACAGGAAUGCAAAGUUUGGGAUAUUGUCACCAUAACCUACACCUUCACAUUGUGUCUAUGUGCCAUCAAAGAAUCUGCUCAGAGUUAGAGUUGUACUCAAAAAAGGAUAAUUUGAUUCCCAUAUAACAUAUAUUAAUAAAGUGUAAAUGGUGUUUUAUAUAAGAUUUUUAAAAAAUCCUCAAGUGCAAUGUGUUUAAAAAUAAGCUUGCAAAGGAUAGCAGAGAGACUUACUUCUGCAAUUAGUUAACUUUAUGGAAGUUGUGAUUGUUUUGAUGAAUUAAUGCUGUAGAUUUAAUUUAUUUUUAUAUGAAUUGCAUAAUGUGUGCCUUUAAAAAAAAAAAGAACAGAACUGUGCCUGUCCACUUUGUGUUUAUUAAUGUGCCUCACUUCCUUUCUCAAAGUCUGGAUUUUCCAUACAGAAACUUAGGAUGGUUAAAGUUCUUCAUAUAAAAUACAUGCAGUUUAUAGUCCCUUUGGAAUACAGAAGGGAAAUCAGGAUAACUGGAAGAGGCUGUUUAGUUGCAUUUUUAAAAACUGGAUUACUUCUUUGUGGGGGGUAAUUGCAAUAAAUGUAGCCACCGUAAAGGGAAAUAUCUGAUGCAGAAUUUUUAAUAUGCUCACAAAAAAAAAGUACCUUCAAACAUUUAAUCCUAACCUCACCAAAGAUGUGUGAAUUUUAAGAAAUUCUGGAAAAAGCAUGUCAGUAACCUUGUAACUGAUUUUAAAACUGUAAAUUUAGCUGUAAACUGUAAUAUCCCCUUACUCUUUUGUUCAUUAUUGGAGAUUUAAGUAUUCAUUGGUUGUGUGCUGUGAGCAUAGAUGUACUAUUUUGUGAAGAAAUAGCAUUUUAGAAAAGCUUAUCCCUGGUAGCAGAUGGAAAAGUACUGCCAUUUGUGUUCAUUUAAAUAAAUGGAAAAAAUUGCUCAAUUAGUAUAUUAUUAGUUGCCACAUGGUAAAAAUAGGGUUUGGAGUGAUGCAUUUGCUUAACAUUUCUUAAAAUAAGCUACUAACUUUGAUAGCACAACACCUAGUUGAUUUACAAAAAAUGCCUGAUCAAAUAUAAAUUAAAUUAUAUGUAAUGUUGAAAACCAAUGUCCUUUUUUACAUAGCAGAAGCAAUAAUAUUGUGUACCAUUUUAUAAAACUACUAAUUGGUCAAUUAUGCUUUCCAGAAAUUAGGACCCACAUAGUCAGCCAUUUAUAUAAAUUCUUGUUACACACUACAGCAAAAAUGAAACAUCUUGCUGUUAAAUAAUAUCUGUGCUUUUUUCCGUGCAUUCAUUAUUAGAACAGUUUUGAAAUAGAUUUUACUCAAGCAAUACACAUCCAUCAUUUGCUAAAUGUUCAUCUUUGCUAAGUGGUGAGCAUAAUACAGACUUCCUAACUCCUUUUGUGCUAUAUUUUAAAUGCCAAUUAUGGUCUCUUACUGGAAUCUGCCUUGUUGUCAGACUGCUUACUUGGGCAGUUAAUAUUUUAUUAUUGGAAUCCAGACAUUAUCCUACUUGCCAUGUUUGUUUUAAUCAAGUAUUGCUUAAAAGUUCUAAAUUAGUGGAAUGGUUAAAUUUCAUUACAUUUAAACUACCACAGUCUUCAUCCCAUGUGUUGACACACAAAUUUUUAGUGGGUGCAGGUUACAAUUUUGAAGCCAUACAAGUUUAUGUCGACUUUUCGCUGUUAAAAGCCCCAUGAAUGGUGUCAAAAUGCCAGUAGAUAUUCAUGGUGAAGUGUAUUUAGCAAGCUGGCCCUUGCUCUUAUAUACAGUGCUAUAUUUUGUAGCUGCAUCUUAACCAAGAAUUUGUAAACACAGAACUCUUAAUCUGAGUUUUUAUGGAUUGUUACUACUUUGGGUUGUAAUUAGAACAAUACAAAUCUAUCUUACAAAAAUUUGUAAAUAUUUUUGAUUUUUUUUCAUAUAAUGUAAAUUUCACAUAAAAGUUGCACCCUUAAUAAACAUGUAAUAUAUAAUUUA